AACAACAAAUAAAUUCCACAACUCCAAUGCUAAACUUCGUUUUCUUUUACUUUUAAUUUUUGUUUUGGAAGUUCCGUAAGACAAUUUUCCGUUAUUAUUUAUAUUUUUUUUUUCACUUUAUGAACGUCGGCGAUGCCUACGCCGGUGGCUAUUGCGAUACAAUGCCUGACGGUGGAGGCCGCAAAGGCGCUCCACGACGCCGUAUCGGUGGCUCGGCGGCGCGGUCACGCCCAGACUACUUCACUGCACGCCGUCUCUGCUAUGCUUUCCCAGCCAUCCUCUACCCUACGCGACGCAUGCACACGCGCCCGAAGCGCCGUCUACUGGACGCGCCUCCAAUACAGAGCCCUCGAACUCUCCCUCAGCGUGUCACUCGACCGUGUGCCGUCAGAUUCUUGCGUCGGCGAUGAUCCUCCUGUGUCGAACUCGCUCAUGGCCGCCAUCAAGCGGUCGCAAGCUGAGCAGCGUCGCAAGCCGGAGAACUUCCACCUCCAGCAGCCUUGUUGCGUUAAGGUGGAUCUUCGGCACCUGAUCCUGUCCAUCCUCGACGACCCCGUCGUGAGUCGCGUCUUCGCUGAAGCGGGUUUUCGGAGCUCUGAGAUCAAACUCGCUAUCCAUCGUCCUCUUACUAGCCUCAUGCACCAACAACUUCCCCUUCGCCGGAGCUUCCCCUUCCCUUUCUCCGGCGAGGACAACGAUGAUCAUCGGAGGAUCGUGGAGGUGCUAUCCCGGAAGAGAGGCAGAAAUCCCUUGCUUCUGGGUGCAUGUGCACGGGAUGCGCUGUGGAGCUUCGCGGAUGCAGUGGAGAGGCAAAACGGCGGCGUUUUACGGGAGUUGUGCAGUUUGCGCGUGAAGCGCAUUGGAAGAGAGGUUAUGGAGUUUGUUAGUGGGAGCUGCGGGGAAGAGGGUGUGCGUUGGAGGUUUGAAGAGAUUGGUGAUAUGGUGGAGCAGCGCGUGGGGAAGGGUAUAGUGGUGGAUGUGGGAGAUUUGGAGGAUUUGGUGAAUGAGAAAAAUGGUUGGGGUGAGAGUGAGGCAGUUAGGUAUGUGGUUGUAGGGCUAGGAAAGUUGUUGGAAGUUAGUUAUGGAAGAUUAUGGCUCAUUGCUGCUGCCACAAAUUAUGAAAGCUUUAUCAAAUUCGUUGGAAGGUUUCCUUCUAUAGAGAAAGAUUGGGACUUGCAGCUUUUGCCAAUUUUCUCUCUUCGCUCUUCGUUUUCUGCUCAAUCAUAUCACACUCGCAGGUGUGAACCCAGUACUCUCGCUGCUUCAACUGUUGAUCUUUGCUUGCCUAACUUACCUCCACGAUUGCACAUUUCAGAAUUAGGAUCAGCAAAAGGAUUAAAUCUUAAGAUAGAAGAUGAUGGUGUCGUGUGGAAUAGUAGUGAAUCUGCUACGCAUAAGAACUUGAACAAGAGGUCGCAGAAUCUGCAUAAAAUAUUCCCUGAUGCUAAUAACAGUCCAACAGUUAUGGCGUUCCAAUAUUGUGACAAUAAAGAAAAAGAUGCUAACAACACCAGCAACAGACUUACACUCACAUCAUCAAGGCAUGAGAAGUAUACUCCAAAAUUUUCACCGAAGUUCCAGAAAGUGGAAUGUUUGGAUUCAAGUGAUCUAGGAUCAUGCAACAUGUACACUUCCAUUGUUUGUGAUUUGGGAUUAGGAAUGUGCUCCUCUCCUUCCAGUAAUAAAUCUAGCAAACCUUCCAGUCAAUUUACAAUUGAACCUCCAAAGGAAAUGUCAAGUUUAUGUUCUUCAGAAGUUAAUGUUGCUGGUGGAAAUAUCUUGAAGCCUCCAUCCCAGUCACCAACCUUAAGUUUUGACUUUUGUAGACAGGUUGAUCCAAGGAAUCCAAAAAUUCUUUACGAUGUCCUUACUAAGGAGGUUAGCUGGCAAGAUGAAGCCAUUAGUGUCAUCAGCAAAACAAUAGCUGGCAGCCAUACAAAAAAGGUUGGUGCAAAUCAUAGGGGUGACGUGUGGAUGAAUUUUGUUGGACCAGAUAGGAAUGGUAAAAAGAAAAUUGCUGUUACUCUAGCUGAGUUCUUGUAUGGAAGCCGGGAUAGAUAUAUUUUUGUGGAUCUAGGUUCUAAAGAAAUGAAAGGAUGCAAUGUGAAAUUCAGAGGAAAGACUACUCUUGAUUUAAUUGUAGGUGAAUAUUUCAAGAACCCCUUCUCUGUGGUCUUUCUCGAAAAUGCAGACGAGGCUGAUGUGUUAGUUCAAAAUGGUUUGUCUCAAGCCAUGAAAACAGGAAAGCUUACUGACUCACGUGGAAGAGAAGUGGGUGUAAACAAUGCAAUAUUUGUGACUUCUUUCACUGGUCACCAAGCAAUGGAACCGUCCAACUCUUCCGAGAGAAUAGCAAAGGUAAAAGGGAGGGCUAUAAAAAUAACAGUUGAACAUGUGAGUGGAGAGAUCAAAAGCCAAAGUGUUAGUGUUUGUGAUGGUUCAAUAGAUAACAUUCCCAAUCCAGUUUUAGCAAAUAAACGAAAUUUCAUUAGCCACAAUGAGUUUCAAGAUCAGCACUUAAUCUCAAACAAGGCUAAAAGAGUACACACAACACCAAAUUUGCAUUUAGAUUUGAAUCUUCCAGCUGAAGAGAAUGAACCUCAAGUUCAACAAAGGAAUGAUGUGAACUUGGAAUAUGCAUCAACUGAGAUCCAAAACCAUUGGUUGCAAGAUUUGUAUAAACUGGUUGAUGAAACGGUUGUUUUCAAACCUUUUAAUUUUGAUGCACUUGCAGAUAGAGUGGUGAAUGUGAUGACAUGUAGCCUUACAGAUAGAAUCUGAAGUCAUGCACCAAUUACUUGCAGCUCCAUGUACCUCAGAUGGAGACAAAGACAUAGAGAAUUAGGCAGAACAAGUUCUCUGUGGGGGAUUUACAGAAGCAAAUAGAAGAUACAACCUUACUUAUUGUUUUACGGUGAAACUUACUGCAUAUUCGCAUCAAGAAUCAAAUGUGUACCUUCCUCCUGGUAUUAUAAUUGAUUAAAUUUCUUAGAAAAUGUUCUUCCAAUUUGGAUUUAUAACUUAGCUGUAGCACAUAAUUGAACUUAAUCUAGCUAAUGCAGAUAUGAUUA
Molecule: messenger RNA, 3071 nt
Organism: Vigna radiata var. radiata (mung bean)
Lineage: Eukaryota; Viridiplantae; Streptophyta; Magnoliopsida; Fabales; Fabaceae
Product: protein SMAX1-LIKE 8
Exons: 5
Coding region: 133-2781 (882 amino acids)
Molecular function (GO): ATP binding; ATP hydrolysis activity
Source: RefSeq, a predicted model, not a curated record